Messenger RNA from Drosophila eugracilis, 1100 nucleotides. RefSeq lists its product as uncharacterized. The coding region runs from base 71 to 1036 and encodes 321 amino acids. NCBI's taxonomy places the organism in Eukaryota, Metazoa, Arthropoda, Insecta, Diptera, Drosophilidae. Gene Ontology annotation, cellular component: mitochondrion. The record is from RefSeq and is a predicted model, not a curated record. The transcript has a single exon.
AGGAGAAAACAAAACCACAUCCACCUAAAACCAAUUUUUUUGAGUGCUCAAAAUUCAUAGUUUUUGAAAAAUGUCUCAUACGCGCUACUUAGACCCCAUGGACAAGGUGAUGACCACGAAUCUUACCAAUCUAAAAGCUAGCUUUAGUCCUUAUCAACCAAGGCCAACAUUAAUCCGUAGCGAUUCCCCUAAAUUGGAAAAUGAUAAGCGCAAUGGAUUGGAUUUGCUGCUGCCGGAUGAAAAAUUGUCAGUGACUGUAAAGCGAGUGCAAUGGGCUCCAAUGUAUGGAGAAAGCUACCCGAGUGAGUCAACCCAUUACAUCAGCCCGUUGAGCUCCAAACAGAUCCGAUUUGAUCAGGAAACACCAGAAGAGCAGAGACUGGCAAACGAACUCAGACUGGCGGUUCAUCGCGGAGGGGGUUCUAUUGAUCCCGAAAAGAAUUUCGAGCUAAGGACUCGACUGUCGCCUUUGCAAUUGCCCUAUAGUCGUGUCCAGCGAAUCCUGAAGGAGUGCGAGUUGAGCGAGAGGAAUCAGAACACCUAUAGCCUGCCUAUGGACUAUGGACGUCAAUUGGUUGCUAUGGUAUGCAAGGUUAGGACUGAUAAUCUCAGCGAUCUUAAGCUGCGUUUGGCCAACUUACUGAGGAAAACCAAAUCACGUUUUUUUAAUCGUCAUUUAUUCACUGAGACUGGAUUGAUUGAAGCCACUUCGCCAAGCAAAUCACAUUUGAAUUUCGAGGACUUCAAUCAUACAUUACGAACGGAUGCAUUGUGGUGCAAGGCCACCGAUAGUGCGAUUACCGACUUGGUUAAAGGCACAGUUUUGUUUAAAUGUCGUCCCCAUGAGCUGAGAGAGGUUACUGAAAAACUAAGGCAGUGCAGCUAUAAGAUUAAUCAAACGGAAUUGGGGCACUGUCCAAACAAGCCGCUGGUGGAUUUAACCGGUAGGCAAAUGUCGCGUUACCAAGAGUUUUGUAAAAAUCUUUUGAUGGACGAAGAUAUCGUAAAGAUCUACGAUAAUGUGCGUGUUCAAUAGCUCAAAUCUGUCUCAAAUUCCAAGUCAACUAAAUUAUUGAAAGUAAAAGUGAAAGUAAAAAUCA